GUAGCCCAAAUUCAUUAACUUCUAUUUAAAAAAAAAAAAAAAGAAAAUUUGAGAUCAUAGAAAAACGCGUGUGAGACAUGUUUUUCUCAUCUUCUUCAACCUUCAUUCAUUACUCUCAUUCAAUUCAAUUACUCCUCCUUGUUUCUCUCAAAAUAGUUUCAUAUCCUCCAAUUACCAUAUUGUAUUAAGACUUGUUAUGCUGAAUAAAUUUGUCAGGAACGGGGCUGAUGAUGGAAUAUCGAUUUCUUUGGAGAAUAAUAACGACAUUGAUUGUUGGAAUAAUGUUGUAAUAAGUUUUUCAGUCGAUCAAUACAUCAUCAUCUAUCAUUCCAUUGAUCAUCUUAGGUGCGUAGAAGAAAAUGGCAGGCGCGGCAUCAGCGCUGUACCUGUUAGAUGUAAAGGGAAGAGUGCUAAUAUGGCGCGACUUUCGAGGCGACGUUUCCGUCAUUGAGGCUGAACGCUUCUUCACCAACCUCGUCCUCAAAGAGGAGGAUGUGAUAUCGCAAGGACCAGUGAUACAUGAAAAAGGGGUAACAUACAUGUUUGUGCAGCAUAGCAACCUUUAUUUGAUGGUCUCCUCUCGACAGAACUGCAAUGCUGCUAGUCUUCUUCUUUUCCUUCAUCGUUUGGUUCAGGUCUUUAAGCAUUAUUUCGAGGAAUUGGAAGAGGAAUCACUCAGGGACAACUUUGUUGUUGUGUAUGAGCUUCUGGAUGAAAUGAUGGACUUUGGUUACCCUCAAUACACUGAAGCUAUAAUCCUUAGUGAAUUCAUCAAGACGAAUGCUUUCAAGAUGGAAGUUGUACAACGGCCACCCAUGGCUGUAACAAAUGCAGUUUCUUGGCGCAGUGAAGGGUUAAAAUACAAGAGAAAUGAGGUUUUCUUGGAUGUGAUAGAAAAGGUAAACAUACUUGUUAACAGCAAUGGACAGGUAAUUCGUUCAGAUGUUUUCGGGGCGUUAAAGAUGAGAGCAUACUUGAGUGGUAUGCCUGAAUGUAAACUUGGCUUAAAUGAUAGAGUUCUUUUGGAGGCUCAAGGUCAAACCACGAAGGGAAAGGCCAUUGAUAUGGAAGACAUCAAAUUUCAUCAGUGUGUUCGUUUGGCGCGAUUUGAGAAUGACAGAACAAUUUCCUUCAUACCACCUGAUGGGUCCUUCGACUUGAUGACAUACAGAUUAAGCACCCAGGUGAAACCACUCAUUUGGAUUGAAGCUCAGCUGGAAAGGUAUUCAACAAGUCGUGUUGAGAUCAUGAUUAAAGCAAGGAGUCAGUUUAAGGACCGAAGCUAUGCAAACAAUGUUGAGAUCGAUUUGCCCGUACCACCUGAUGCUACAAAUCCUAAAAUCCGAACAUCCAUGGGUUCUGCAACAUAUAAACCUGAAAACGAUACAAUUCUGUGGAAAAUCAGAUCAUUCCCUGGUAAUAAGGAGUAUCUCUUGAGGGCAGAAUUCAGACUUCCCAGUGUAAGUUCUGAUGAUGGUGUUCCUGAGAGAAAAGUGCCUGUACGUGUCAAGUUCGAGAUACCUUAUUUUACCAUCUCAGGAAUCCAGGUGAGGUAUUUAAAGGUCAUUGAAAAGAGUGGAUACCAGGCUCUUCCAUGGGUGAGAUACAUAACAGCAGCGGGUGAAUAUGAGAUACGGUUGUUCUAAAGAGCAUAGGCCACUCUCAACAUGUGAACAGAUAUGAACCUGUUUAUUACUUCGGAUUAAUCGGUAUAUCGACAAAUUUUAGCAGUUGAUGCCGCUACAACUGACUUCGGAAAAUGUAUUAGUAACUUAUAUACUGCGGGAAGGUUAUGGUUAUGAUUGAUGAAAUUGUAUCUCUUCAUAAAUAGGAUUUUAUUUAACCAGGCACAAAUGUUUUGUUGUGAAUGGACAAGAUAUUUAUGUUGUACUUCAAGAUAUUUAACUUUGAUUUGUUAUGAUUAUAUUAACACAAAGCACUUAA
This is a messenger RNA of Beta vulgaris subsp. vulgaris (sugar beet), 1944 nucleotides long. RefSeq names its product AP-1 complex subunit mu-2. The transcript is spliced from 11 exons. The record is from RefSeq and is a predicted model, not a curated record. NCBI's taxonomy places the organism in Eukaryota, Viridiplantae, Streptophyta, Magnoliopsida, Caryophyllales, Amaranthaceae. The coding region runs from base 360 to 1646 and encodes 428 amino acids. Gene Ontology annotation, cellular component: clathrin adaptor complex; cytoplasmic vesicle. Gene Ontology annotation, biological process: intracellular protein transport; vesicle-mediated transport.